Molecule: messenger RNA, 1056 nt
Organism: Penicillium maclennaniae
Lineage: Eukaryota; Fungi; Ascomycota; Eurotiomycetes; Eurotiales; Aspergillaceae
Product: 3-methyl-2-oxobutanoate hydroxymethyltransferase ECM31
Exons: 2
Coding region: 1-1056 (351 amino acids)
Biological process (GO): pantothenate biosynthetic process
Cellular component (GO): mitochondrion
Molecular function (GO): magnesium ion binding; 3-methyl-2-oxobutanoate hydroxymethyltransferase activity
Source: RefSeq, a predicted model, not a curated record
AUGGCAAAUCCAGCCCUGCGGUCGCUUUCGCGGUCUGUCUUGACUUGCCCCUCGGUUCUUGGUACGGCUACGCUGCGUGUUGCGCCUCGACAACUUCGAUCCCUUCGUGGUUCUCGAUCCAUCCUGCCCUCUUUUCCGCGUUCCCAGGUCCGACACAGCUCGUAUCACUCACCCGAACCGACUACCAAUGCGCGCAAGAAGGUGACCAUGCAGACGUUGAAGAACUUGUACAAGAAGGGGGAGCCGAUUGCUAUGAUCACGGCAUGGGAUUUCCCUAGUGCUCAUGUAGCCGAGGCGGCGGGUAUUGAUGUUGUGCUGGUAGGAGAUAGCUUGGGGAUGGUGGCGAUGGGGCUGGAGAACACAACCGAGAUGGUAAUGGAUGAUAUGAUUUUGCAUUGUCGCAGUGUGGCUCGUGGAGCGAAGAGCUCGUUUAUUGUUGGUGAUCUGCCCAUGGGGUCCUAUGAGGUGAGCCCCGAGCAAGCCGUGCAAUCGUCCAUUCGUCUUGUCAAGGAGGGUCAUGUCCAUGCGGUGAAAAUUGAAGGUGGCGAGGAGCUGAGUCCGACGAUUAAGCGCAUUACUCAGGCUGGCAUUCCGGUCGUGGGCCAUAUUGGCCUUACACCCCAACGUCAAAAUGCGCUGGGUGGUUUCCGAGUCCAGGGCAAGACCUGCAAGGGUGCUCUGCAGCUUUUACAGGAUGCCAGGAUUAUGCAAGAAGCCGGUGCUUUCAUGCUUGUCCUUGAGGCAAUGCCGCAGGAGGUUGCAACCUUGAUCACAUCGAAACUCCAGAUUCCCACGAUAGGCAUCGGCGCCGGCAACGGCUGCUCCGGUCAAGUGCUUGUCCAGGUCGAUAUGACCGGCAACUUCGAGCCCGGCCGGUUCAUGCCAAAAUUCGUCAAGCAGUACGCUGAUGUGUGGAGUGAAGCGGCCCGCGGGAUCACACAGUACCGUGACGAAGUCAAAUCCCGCGCUUUCCCUUCAAAAGAAUACACCUAUCCGAUUUCGAAGGAGGAGCUAGCGGAGUUUGAAAAGGCAGUCGAGGAGAUGGAUCGUCAGUAA